Molecule: messenger RNA, 1478 nt
Organism: Cuscuta epithymum
Lineage: Eukaryota; Viridiplantae; Streptophyta; Magnoliopsida; Solanales; Convolvulaceae
Source: the annotation of a GenBank genome assembly
AAGCACUACAAUAUUUUAAAAAGCAGAUCCAAAACCCAUGUGAGUAUUGCCAAUGUGCCACACAAACCCACAGUUGAAACGACGCCGUUUGUAGUCACACGAGCAGACUGGCAGAGGAUCCUUAUCCAAAGGCUGAACAGUCUGUUAGCAGAACUGAAUCCCAAACUGCUGACACCGGCAGUAAUCUACGAAUGGCGGAUGCGAAUCAAACUGAAAGAGUUCAAUCAUUAGCUCAAAAAGGUGAAGCCUUUGUGCCGCCGGUAUACGUUCAGCCACCCUGUAACAGGCCUCGAGUCAACGCCGAUGACUCCGUGCAUCCAGUGCCGACGAUCAACCUUAGCUCGCCGACUGAGCUCCUCCUGGGCGAAGUCCGGCAGGUUUGCAAAGAAUGGGGAGCCUUUCACGUUGUAAACCAUGGAGUCCCUGUCGAAUUGCUUGAUGAUGCUAGGCGCGUCGGCCGUUCUUUCUUCCAGGACUAUCCCAUGCAAGAGAAGAUGAGGUACUCCUGCGAUCCCAAAUCUCCUGCUUCUGAGGGCUAUGGCAGCCGAAUGUUGGUUACCCCUAGCGACACCGUUUUGGACUGGCGGGAUUACUUUGAUCACCACACGUUUCCUCUAUCUCGCCGCAAUCCAUCUCGCUGGCCCCACUUUCCUUCCGAUUACAGAGGAGUUGUUGAACAGUAUGCGGAUUGUAUGAAAGUCCUAGCUGAGAGACUUCUGGAGUUGAUCUCCAAGAGUCUAGGCCUGCCUUGUUCUUGCGUCAAAGAUGCAGUUGGGGAAUUGCAUCAAAACAUUACUUUCAGUUACUACCCUCCCUGCCCACAACCGGAGCUUACUCUUGGUUUGCAAUCACACUCAGAUAUGGGCGCCAUUACUCUUCUCAUCCAAGAUGAUGUUGCUGGGCUUCAAGUUCUUAGGGAUGGAAAUUGGAUAACUGUAAAUCCACUGUCUGAUGCUAUACUUGUCAUCUUGGCUGACCAAACUGAGAUCAUAACCAAUGGAGAGUACAGAAGUUCUAUACACCGUGCUGUAACAAAUGCUGAACGACCCCGGUUUUCAAUCGCAACAUUCCAUGACCCUGCAAAGACGAGAAAGGUUUCCCCUGCAUUUCAUCCACCGAAAUACCGGGAAGUGAUGUAUGGCGACUAUGUGUCAUCGUGGUACACAAAGGGUCCAGACGGAAAGCGGAAUCUUGAUGCCCUUGUUCUUUAACUGGUAAAUGUUUAUCUUCUUAUUAACUUCCAAAAUCUCAACCCUGCAGUGAAAGGCCUGUCAGUAAGCAAAGAACAAUGUUAGCAAAUUCAUUGUCAUGUUACAUGACAACUUGAAGUGGAUUAAGUUAGGAUACGUUUCCUUGUUCAUAGAUGUGUUUAUUUGCUUAUUAUGAGUGCCUCUAUGUCUAUAUCUGGAAAAUUAUACAUUGUAAACUUGUAUGGAGUAUCAGUUAAAGUUGGUAUUUGGCUCUUCAUUAUUUACAUA